This is a messenger RNA of Apiotrichum porosum, 984 nucleotides long. RefSeq names its product Pre-mRNA-splicing factor slt11 (gene SLT11). Gene Ontology annotation, molecular function: U6 snRNA binding; metal ion binding; pre-mRNA binding. Lineage: Eukaryota; Fungi; Basidiomycota; Tremellomycetes; Trichosporonales; Trichosporonaceae. The coding region runs from base 1 to 984 and encodes 327 amino acids. The transcript is spliced from 8 exons. The record is from RefSeq and is a predicted model, not a curated record. Gene Ontology annotation, cellular component: U2-type catalytic step 1 spliceosome; Prp19 complex; U2-type catalytic step 2 spliceosome.
AUGCCCCCAAAGCACGAUAUCAACAAAGUCGGCUCGGAGAGCUCAGACUUUCCCGUUCUCUGCGAGACAUGCCUCGGUCCCAACCCCUACGUUCGAAUGACCAAACAAGAGUUCGGUCACGAGUGCAAGAUCUGCAACCGUCCAUUCACUGUGUUUAAGUGGAACCCGGGAGAGGGUGGCCGUUUCAAGAAGACUGAAAUCUGCACCACCUGUGCCAAGAUCAAGGGCGUGUGCCAGACGUGUCUGCUUGACCUCGAAUUCGGCUUGCCUGUGCAGGUCCGCGAUGCCGCCCUCGGCAGGAAAAACCAGGCGCCCACGUCCGACAUCAACAAGCAGUACUACAUUCAAAACUUAGAAGCGCAGAUGGAAGACUCGGCUGAUGGAGUGACCUCGUUCGACUCUGCGGCCGCCAACGCCGCCGGUCGCGAGAUGCUCAAGAACAUGGCCCGCAACGACCCAUAUUACAAGCGCAACCGCCCGCACAUCUGCUCCUUCUUCCUCAAGGGCGAGUGCAAGCGCGGCGCCGAGUGUCCGUUCCGCCAUGAGACGCCCAAGGAAGGCGAGACGAGCAAGGGCAAGAACCAGCAGCAGAGCGUCCAGGACCGCUACUACGGGCGCAAUGACCCCGUGGCUGGCAAGAUGCUCCGCCAAGUCGCAGAGUCCAAGGGUCUCAAGGCCCCCGAGGACAAGUCUAUUACCACCCUCCUCUUCCUGGGCCUCCCCAGCUGUACCGAGUCGGACGUCCGUACCGCACUCAACUUCACCGUCCCCGCUGUCAAGCCCGACCAAAUACGCUCCGUCUCAGUCGUGGAGUCAACUCACUGCGCCUUUAUCAACUUCACCGACCGCGCCAUCGCCGAGCGUGCCGCCGAGGCUCUGUCCGCAGCGGACGGUAUUGAGGUCUCGGGCAAGCGUGCCAAGGUCGUGUGGGGCCGCGCGCGUAAGGGCAAGGCUCCUGCUGCUGCCGCCGCUGCUGCUGCUUGA